Molecule: messenger RNA, 3669 nt
Organism: Penaeus indicus
Lineage: Eukaryota; Metazoa; Arthropoda; Malacostraca; Decapoda; Penaeidae
Gene: su(w[a])
Product: protein suppressor of white apricot-like
Exons: 16
Coding region: 4-3333 (1109 amino acids)
Biological process (GO): RNA processing; mRNA 5'-splice site recognition
Molecular function (GO): RNA binding
Source: RefSeq, a predicted model, not a curated record
AACAUGGCGUCCGAGUUAGGGCGAAUAGUGUGGGAAGGACGACCAAAAGACACAAAUAACGGCCAUGAAGAGCUUCUGGUGUUUGGAUAUUCGUGUAAAUUGUUUCGUGACAAUGAGAAGGCGCAAUAUGUGGAUAAAGGCGAGCAUUUGAUUCCCUGGAUGGGCGAUAACAGUCUCAUGGUUGACAGAUAUGACGUGCGUGGAGCGCUCUACGACCUCAAGGAGGCUGAGUCAGGAGGAGGAGGAGACCGAUGGGAAGGACUGACUGAAGAGGAACGGGCAGAGGAAGAGAAGUGUGAUCAUGAGAGAUACCUUGCCCUAUAUCAUGAUGAAUUCCAGUACCAAGAGUAUCAAGAUGAGGAAUCCAAACGGCUGAUGAGUGAACUGGGAUCCGAUACCUAUACCUAUAGCCAGGUGGGUUUCAGCUAUGAUGGGCAGGCGGUUCUUGAGGGAGGUGUAGCCUUGACUGAAGAGCAAAUACUGGAACAACAGGGUGCAUUACAGCAGCAGGCUGAACUUCAGCAACAGCAGCAACAGCAGCAGGAACAAUAUACAGGUUACUUUCCUGAGGCUGAUGAAGAUACUUUUGUGCCACCGCCAGACUUGAAUGUUCCACCUGGGAUGAUUGUGCCUGAGACUGUGAAGCAAAAUAAGAUCAUAGUGAAAACAUCCAAGUUCAUUGUGACACAAGGUGGGCAAAUGGAGAUUGUAAUCAAGACAAAGCAAGCUGGAAACCCAAUGUUUAGUUUUCUCUCCUUUGACAACCCAUUAAAUGCCUACUACAAACAUAUGGUAUCCAUGAUAAAAAGUGGCAGGUAUCGGCCAAGUGAGGAAGCUGAGUCAGGAAGAAAUAGGAAAGAGAGUGAGGGAAGUGAAGGGCAGUACCUGCAUCCAAGCCUUUCAGCUGGCAUAAAGCCUGAUCUUGCACCUGGAACACCCACUGCCAUUCACAAGCCAACAGCUGAUUGUGCAUAUUCAAAACUGAUACACAAGAUCAAAGAAAAACAGAAAGGCACUGUGGUUGUAGAGGGUAAAGACUCACCAGCACCAGUACUGGUUGCUUCAUCAACGCCAGUAUCUGCAGCCUCGGCAGAGGUUGGAGAUCCACUGAAGAAAAAGAAAUUACAGACAGACAUCACACCAGUAGGGUCUCCCAAGAUCACUAGCUUGGUUGACUAUCCAUCAUUCAAUCAGACAGCCGAACAUAAUUCAGAUGAUGAUGACAACGAUUCAGAGAUGGAUGAAAAUGAACGUUGCCUAAGUAAAGAGAUGGACUGUGGAGACACAGAGUAUAGUAGCAUCAAAUGGCCCCCACCAGAAGUGCAAAUGGUCAUUGACAAGAUGGCCAGCUACAUCAUCAAGAAUGGUGCUGAUUUUGAAGCCAUGGUCAGAAGUCGAGAUGACCCUAGGUUUGAUUUUAUGAAGAAGGACCAUGAGUACUAUCCCUAUUACCGGUGUAAGAUUCGUCUCUAUAAUGAGGUGUAUGGAGAUAUAUUCAAGGAGGGUGGAGAGGACAAGAGCAGAUCAGGUAGUAGUGAAGGAGGAGCAGGGAGCAGCAGCAGCAAGAAGGACAAGCGAGGGAACAAUAAACAACCCUCGACCAUCAGCUUCUCAAUCAAGUCCCGGGAACAGGAGGUCAACCUGGAUCGCCACUCUACCUUCCCUGUGGAAUCAUCCUCCACAGAUGAUGAGGACAUGGAGGAGGAAGAGAGAGAGAGAAGACGGAUGGAGAGGGAAGAAAGGAGGAGGAAGAGAAAACUGAAGGAGAAAGAAGAAAGGGAGAGGAGGGAGAGAGAAGAGAGAGAGAGAAGAGAAAAAGAGGAGAAGGAGAGGUUGAUUGAGAAACCUGAUGAGUCCACUGAUGCAUCAGAUGAUAAUGAAGAUGUUUAUGAUAUCUUCAAGUAUGCACAAGAAAUGGGCAAGAGCACUGAUGCAGAAGAACCACAAAAGCCAAACAAAAUUAGUGUUGAGUCCGAGAAGAAGGACUCUGACUCUUUGUCUGCCACCAAUGUGGUGCUUGAGGAUACCCACCCCUUCUGCCAACCUGAGAGAAAGCAACAAGAAAGGAGAAAAAAAGCAGCCAUGUUCCUGUCUCGGCUCAAAAAAGGUGGUGGAGAGGAGGAAGCUGUCAGCCAGCCAGCAUAUGGCCCACAACUGCCCCCUGAGAUUGCUGCUCAGAUCCUGAAUUCAGCGUCUCAGUCCCCGCGGUCUUCCGUUACUAGCCCCAGGAGGUCGACACCCUCAAGGUCACGCUCUCACUCUGUCAGCCCUGGCCCAGGGAUCCCCAUGCCUCCUAGAGAAGCUCCGGCACCCCCUCCGCCACCCCCACCUACUCUAUCUCCUGUACAGUCUGGACACACAGACAUGUUUGAUCCUUUCACAUACAAGGCUGGAACGGCAGAGGCAUCCUUGGCACUAGCAUAUAAAAAUGAUAGAACAUCUGCUUUGGAGUCAUGUAUAGCUUCUGGUACAGAUUACAUAGAUCCUAGCAAGUCGACUGGGCUACAGGAAUCUUCUGUUCUGUCGGGAGCAAGUGAGGAGGGUCGUAGAAGCCAAAGUAUAGAGAUGAGGAGAAGCAAAUCCCGGCAAGUAGAGGCAUCUCACCGGGAGAAAACAAGAAGUCGCAAGAAGCAGCGCCGUGGAAGAUCGGAGAGUCGUUCCCCAAGCAGUCGGCGGGAUCGCAAGAAACGCAAAAGAUCGAGAUCACGGUCUCGCCGUCAUAAGAAACGACGAUCACGUUCAAGAUCACACUCAAAAACUCAUAGCCGGUCUUCCCACAAGAAGAAGCGCAGAAAGCACAGCUCACGCCAUGAGAGAGAUAGGGGAGAGAGGCGAAGCAAGAAGUCAAGAAGACGUAGUAUAUCCUCAUCAUCUUCCUAUUCUUCUGAACGUUCUUACUCCUCAUCCAGGUCUUCAUCAGAGUCUGAGGAUGAGGUUCAAGUCAUUGAUUCCCCAGCACAUAGCAAGAGAGGGUCACGUGCCUCAAGCGAGGUCAGUGUUGGCGCUUCUGAUCUAUCCCUUGUUGGCGCUAUGGCAAGAAUACCUGAAGAGAGUAUGUCUGGCCCCUCAACCCCACUACCACCGUUGCACUCUUCGGCUCUGCGUCUAGCAUCUGCUGCUGAUGAUAAAAUGGCGACUGUAGAGGAAGAAGCUAUGAUAGAGGCAACUGGAAAUGGAAGUGCAGCAAGUAGUGGAGAAGGAGAGAUAAAGGAGGAAAAGAAGGAGGAGAAGAAGCCAUUGUUUAAUCCCCAGAGUAGUGCUGCCAUGGCGAAAAUUGCAAUGGGAUUACGGGCAAAAGUUCAUGCACUGCUCGAAAAGGAGAGCAAACUUUGAAGAAAUGCAAAUAAAAAAAGAGAAAAAAAAACAAUCAAUAUUUUUGUCCAUGGGAAUUGUGAUAUGUGAUUUUGAUCUUUUGAAAUGUGUAUUUCAAUUGGCCUGAUAUUGUUAUUGUCUAGAUUAUAUGCUUUGCAAGAAUAAAGUUUUCAAACAUUAUGUGAAACAUUUUGGAUAUGGAAACAUUUGGAAUGACAAAGAGUUGCUGUGGAUCUGUAAACUUCUGUAGACAGCAUGUCAGUACUUUCUAUUGUAGUAGUUUUUUGUAAGUAAUUUGUGUGAGUAUUCAAGUCUUUCACUUAUUUCAGCGGUGGAAUUAAUGUUUAUAUUUAAUAA